UUGUAUAUAAAGUUAUUUGUAAACAAGAGAACAGCUGAUCCGCACUUAUCAUCAGUAUAAUCAUUUCUGAUUAUUGCGUACGUCGUGUGUGUAUAUGCAAUCAAACUUAUAGAGUUGCAUCGAGACCCCCUAUUUUUUUCAACCAUUCGUGACGUAGACGACGACGACUGUUUAUCUUCAUCGCGCAAACAAGGCGAAAUUAGCCUGCAAACUACGAAUCUAGUCUUUAAAAAUGUCACCCACAGUGAAUGGAGAAGGAGACAACGAGGUUGAUGUCAAGCAACCGAUCAAACGUUUGGAGAUUCCUAUAGCGAAGUUCAACGACGUGGCCAUCCCACAUCACCUCGAUCUUCUUAAAAGACACAGGAACAACAUCAAAAAAUGCCAGAGCAUCCGAGACUGGGAUCGCAUUUACGCAGAGCAAUUGAAUGCUACUCGAACUGUCAAACAGUUAAAACAGCUGCUUUAUGAGAUGGAUACACUGAGGGCACAAGUGCAGGACAGUGAUAUCUCUGUCUUUGAUAAACUGACUAUAAAAUCUAGGACGAACACAAUGAACGCCAUCAAAGAAUAUUUAGAUUUUGAACUUAAUCUGCCACUCAUCCAACAUCCUCCGCCCAAAGUGGAAAAACAGUUAGCUGAAAAUCCACAUGACAACCAUUUUCAUCAAAUACAGGUAGAGCAGGAAGAAUUGGAAAGACAGCAGGCCUGUUUGAAUACCUGGAACACUUUACAUUCUGAUUUAGAACAGUUGCAGCAACUUUUUAUUGACUUUAACAAAGUUGUGCACGAACAAUCAGAAUUAGUGAGUAGGAUUGAGGACAAUGUGGAGGAUGCCCAAGGAAAUGUACAAAGUGGACUGAAACAUUUGAAAGAUGCAUCCAAGUAUAAAGUCAUGACAUAUCCACUAACUGGUGCUCUGUUAGGUACUUGCCUUGGAGGCCCUAUUGGCUUUAUAGCAGGUUUAAAAGUAGGAGGCCUUGCAGCCAUUGGUGGAGGAUUACUUGGAUUUACUGGGGGUAAAAUCUUGAAGCAAAAGUGCUCGACACCAACAGAACUGAAGCAGAUUGAACCACCUCCAGAAGCAAGCAGUUCCGAAAAAACUCCCUCAAGAGAAAUAGAUAAAAAAAAUUCAUGACAAUCAACCAAUUCUGAAUCUUGUAAAAAGUCUUGCAAUAUUAUUUAAUAAGCAUAUCUAGUACUAGUUUCACUUAUAUUAUAUUAACAUAAUUAUUAAGAAACAAGCCUUAAAAUAGUAUGGACAAGCAUCUUGUACAACUGUGAUGUUAAACUAAAAAUAUUUGUAAAUAUAUUUUGCUAUUAAUAAACGAU
Messenger RNA from Copidosoma floridanum, 1332 nucleotides. RefSeq names its product syntaxin 17 (gene Syx17). NCBI's taxonomy places the organism in Eukaryota, Metazoa, Arthropoda, Insecta, Hymenoptera, Encyrtidae. Gene Ontology annotation, molecular function: SNAP receptor activity; SNARE binding. The record is from RefSeq and is a predicted model, not a curated record. Gene Ontology annotation, biological process: intracellular protein transport; exocytosis; vesicle fusion. Gene Ontology annotation, cellular component: autophagosome membrane; plasma membrane; endomembrane system.